This is a messenger RNA of Trypanosoma theileri, 3375 nucleotides long. RefSeq lists its product as uncharacterized. The record is from RefSeq and is a predicted model, not a curated record. Lineage: Eukaryota; Euglenozoa; Kinetoplastea; Trypanosomatida; Trypanosomatidae. Bases 1 to 3375 code for a protein of 1124 amino acids. The transcript has a single exon.
AUGUCUGCAAGGCCGGCAGCGGUUGAUCCUACCACAGGUAUUCCAUAUGCGACGGUACCUGAUACGCUGCUGGGUAAUUAUGAUUUUCUGAACUCUUGUGCCAUUUUCUUCUGUGGAUUGGUGGAGCAGCAGCUAUGGCUUCAUCUAGAAGAUGAGGAGAGACGUGAGUCUGUGGUGCUUUUUGUGACGAAUGAGAGUAUUUACACAGGCAGCGAGACGGGUGAACUUUACCGUCGUGUGGAUUUUAAAACUAUUCGUGGUAUUGUGACCAACUCUGACCACCUCUCUCGCAUAGAGGUGAAGGAGAAGGAAUCUCUAUUUACAGCUUUUGUUCUUAGCAAAUUGCAGGAGAAGGAGGAUUUGGUCAUUAUGGCGGAGUUGGGCUACACAGUUGCAGUCAUUGUGGAGCGGCUGUUGCUAGCCCGUGGGUGUCCAGUGACAACGCGAAAAAUUGCCGUUGAGAACAUUAGAGAACUAACGGAAGUUACGGUACGACUUCCAUCAAGUGCAAAGCCUGAUACUAACAAUACUACUACUACUACUACUACUACUAAUAAUAAUAAUAAUAAUAAUAAUAAUAAUAAUAAUAAUAAUAACAAUAAUGAUUCUGAUACCACAAGGGAAAUAACACAGAUGGAACAACACCGUCAACAGAUAUUACGCGAUUCCAUUCCACGACGACGUUUGGAAAUAAAUGCGGCGCAGUUAGCAACGAUUGCCAUGUCGCGUGAACAUCUCGUAACGACACUUGCUCGUGUGGCGGAUGCGGAGCGUAGAUCUACUGUAGUUUCCAAUGAGGUGUAUAUUUCUCCUGUCAUCCGGUAUUGUUUCCCACCCUUUAAAGAUGUCUCACUCUUCUGGGGUGGAACUGUACUGUUCUUUGCGGAGCAAAAACAGGAGCCACAACAUGCUGUACUGUUCAUUUCUGUAGCACAGAUUGUGGUGGUACAAGAGAAACAGCCUGUUCGAGUAUUGCCACUGAAUAACAUUUCAUUUGUGGCUGUAUUUACUGCUGACGCCACGCAAAAACGACGAUUUAUUGCAUUUAUUUCAAAGUUAAGAGAUGUAGAUGUAUGUGUAAUGACAGUGGGUCAAGAUAGUGACACACUUCUGAAACAGCUACAUUUGGUAUUUUGCACAAACAAUCCUGCCAAUUCACCACCCUUUAAAACUAUAGAGUCACUAAAAGAACUGGAUCUGCAGAUAAAGCCAAAGAAACACUAUCAGCAACCAACGGUUGCUUUACCUCCUACCUCAGAAGCGGUACAAUACCGUAAUUAUGUCUACUCUCGCGUUGUUGACAUUUUGCGUCUCUGUGAACCAUCAAGUGUAAAUAAUGCAACAGCAUUGACGGAGCAAUACUUGGGAAGAGAAUUAGAAUUACUUAGCAUGCUCUACAACAUUUAUCCAGAGUAUAUUACACUAGAGGAAAAGAGAGAUAUAACUAUGAAAAUGACAAAUUCAGGAACGAAGCAAAGUUAUCGUGAACGUCUACUAAAGUUUUGUGCGAAAUAUAUUCCUGAUAGUACUGGUAUUGUUGAUGAAGUUUUAAAUCGUUACGAGAAUCGUGAGGAAGAACUUUUUUACCACCUUGUUCUACGUUACGGUCCAGAACCUCGAGAAGCAGAGAAUGUAUUGGAUAGGUACAGUACUACUUUAUCCCCAGAAGAAGUUCGAGAACGUCUUGUUCAAUUUUAUCGAAAGUAUGAGCCAAAAAAAAUUGCAGAUGUGGAUGCCAUUAUUUCUGUUUAUAAAGGACGUGAACAAUUACUUUUUGACAGACUGACAUUACUUUACGGACCGAUGCCAGCAAAUACAAAUAUGAAUUCUUCAGAAAAUGCGCUAAUGAAUGGAGAAAGAGGAACAUUAUCCCUUUCUGAUCGACCUUCAUGGCGUCAGCGUCUAGAUGCUUUCCUUGCACGAUAUGCGCCUGAGCGGAGUGGUGAGUCGGAGGAAUUACUGAAGAAGUACGCCGGCCACGAGGAUGCACUUCUCUACGCACUGGAAGCGAAGUAUGGCCCUGAGCCUGUGCCGAUUACACGGCGUAACUGCGCCCGAGUUGCCGCUUUCUUUGUUCGCGCCGGUUUGCCCGUACCGGAGGAGCCACAAGUAGAAGAAAUGAUAAACUCAUUCCGCGGUACGGAGGAGGAGUUCUUCUUUCACCUGCAACAGAAAUACGGCGCCGAACAUCCUUUACAGUUUCCACAAGAACCAGAGGAUGUCUCUACGGAAGCUUUUGAAAAGGUGGAUCUCUUGACCGAUAUUCCUUUUGUGGAGGUGCCAGAAUUACUACAACCACUCUUUCCAAGUUUUAUUGGAAGGGCUGCACUAUUGUGGUUUGGUCGUGUACUUCACUGGGAACAACCACAACCGCCUACGCUACGCUGUGCAUAUCUCACAUCUUCACACAUGUAUGUUGGAAACUCAGAGUCUGACACGGUACGCUGCACGGCACUUGAGAAGGUGGACUCAGUGUACAUUAACUCCAAGCGCGACCGUAGCGAUCUACAGUCCUGUCUACUUCUAAAAGUACAAGAGGAAUAUGAUUUAUUCUUCGCUUUCUCUUCAGAUGCGGAAGCGCAGCAAUUGGUGUUGGCUUUGGUGAGUGCACUUACGCAGUACCAUUUUGGUCGAAGAUGUCGUGUUUUGGCAUGUUCGAACUUUACAGAUCCCGGUAUUAAUAUUAACUGCUGGCGCCCACCAACAUUUAUUAACCAAGUUGUCUCAGUAAUACAGCGGCCGCGUAGCAGGAAACGAUCAGAUGGUGGUUUUAGUGGUGGUCAAAACACGGAAAACAGUAGCGCUGGUCUCUCUGUGAGUUUCGAACAACAAGAGUGUAAGUUGCGAAGUCGUUUACACGAUGCUUUAGUGUUGCAAAAUGCGAAGGAGAAAAAUGUUGAUUUAGUUAAAGAUGCAACCUUGGUGAAUCACAAAUGGGAUACUAUUCGUCAAGUAGUAGCUAAAGAAAAAAAAAUAUACGGCUCUCUGCCUUCACGCUCAAGAAGUGGUCUCCUUACUGGUAACACAAGUAAUUCACUUUUAAUUCAGAGCGACAAACCAUUAUUGAAUAAUUUUUUAACGGUAUCCAAUGUCCCAUCGCAUAUAAACAAACUCAAUCCAUUUCAACGAGCACAAUAUUUAAAACAUUCUCCGAAUGCCACCUACGGUAUUGGAGUAAACAGAAGUAUAUAUCAUGACAGUAAUACUACACAACAGGGGCAGUUGCCAAAACAACUGAUGAUUGCAGGAGACGUAGGAGUAAGAGAGAAUAACAUGCGAACGCUCAAAUCCCCUGGUUCAGAAGCAUACACAUCUAGGGCCGAAACUCCGUACAGACCUUCUAUUAUUUUAAAUGAUAGUUAUAGUGAUGAUUGA